AAUCCCUACGCUCCCAACUUCCGCGUUGACUCACCCAUCGCGAGACUUCGGCGGCGCAGCAAUGGCAAGACCAUGCCGCGACACUGCUCCGCCGCCGGCUGCUGCACACGGGACACGCGCGAGACUCGCAACCGCGGCAUCUCCUUCCACAGGUCAGCGCGCGUGCGUAGUGGCACGCGAGGGCUCACAUGCGCAGGCGCUGGUGUUGCCGCACUGUAGGCCGUGCAGGAGACAGCGCCUUCCUGAGGUCGAAACUUCCCAAGAAAGACAACCCCAGGCGCGGCUUGUGGCUGGCCAACUGUCAGCGGCUGGACCCCAGCGGCCAGGGCCUGUGGGACCCGGCCUCUGAGUACAUCUACUUCUGCUCCAAACACUUCGAGGAAAACUGCUUUGAGCUGGUGGGAAUCAGUGGGUAUCACAGGCUGAAGGAAGGGGCAGUCCCCACCAUAUUUGAGUCUUUCUCCAAGUUACGUCGAACAACCAAGACCAAGGGGCAUGGUUAUCCACCUGGCCUGCCUGAUGUCAGCCGGCUCCGGCGAUGCAGGAAGCGCUACUCUGAAGGUCAAGGACCCACAACCCUGUUUUCUCCACCUCCUGCUGAUAUCAUCUGCUUCCCUGUGGAAGAAGCCUCAGCCCCUGCCACUCUGCCUGCAUCCCCAGCUGUGAGGCUGGAACCAGGCCUUAACAGCCCCUUCUCAGAUCUUCUGGGCCCACUAGGUGCCCAAGCAGAGGAAGCAGGCUAUAGUGCCCAGCCUUCACCAGAGCGCCACCCCUCCCCUCUUGAGCCACGGCCUAUCUCCCCUUCUGCUUACAUGUUAAGGCUGCCACCACCUGCUGGAGCCUACAUCCAGAAUGAGCACAGCUACCAAGUGGGGAGUGCCUUGCUCUGGAAGAGGAGAGCUGAAGCGGCUCUUGAUGCUCUGGACAAGGCCCAGCGCCAGCUGCAGGCCUGCAAACGGCGGGAGCAGCGGCUUAGGCUUAGACUGACCAAGUUGCAGCAGGAACGGGCACGAGAAAAGCGAGCACAGGCAGAUGCCCGCCAGACCCUGAAGGACCAUGUGCAGGACUUUGCUAUGCAGCUGAGCAAUAGCAUGACAUGAGCACACCCAAGGCUCUGGUCUCUUCCUCAGAGGUACUCAAUUGGAACUACAUCCACCAGGCUGACCAGCAGUCACAAUAAAGUGGAUGCUAGAAAGACCCUGCUGUCUGGCUCAGCUAGGACUGCCAGACUCCUUCCUAGACAAUGGCCAAAGCCUUGGAGGAAUCAGGCCCUGGCAUGCAACCUCUUGGCCAUGGGGAAUCUGUUUGCAGUCCCUUUGCUUAUUUAGUUACUCUUUGAAGUAAGAAAGCCAGCUCCUUUGAGUCCAGGCUGGUAUCAUUGAUGACACUGAACUCCUAAUUCUCCUUGUCCCUUCUGAGUAGAAUGAUAAGCAUGUGUCAUUGUGCCCCAUGUCAGACUUGGUACUUACGUAGAGGCACAGCAAGCUUCUGCCCACAGGCCUCAUCUGUUUGGCCAGUCCCUUGCACUGCCCACUCCUGCUCCAUUUAUGGAGCCUCAAAACCAACAUAUGGUGUUACACUUGUCAGGUAGGGAAAUGUUAAUCUUUUAGAUACAGGAUUUAGAUCCUGGCCUUGAUACCAAGUUCAUUUUGAGAAUCUAGGCUUCUUACAGUAGCUGUGUCCAUGGUAAACACCAAGUACAUGGUCUCUCCCUACUGCUCUUUGGCCACAUAGCUAAAGCACAAUUGAGUUUCUGGCUGAGUUUGUACACAAGGUUCUGACAAUUUUCUUUUUGAAGCCUGGGUGAAUAUGUUUAUUUGUAUCCUGUGUAGAGGACAUAAUUGAAGGUCCAGUUACAGGGGUCAGCAUGAAGCAAGAUUUAAGGUGUUCUCCCC
Phodopus roborovskii (desert hamster) is the source of this 1895-nucleotide messenger RNA. It is a transcript of the gene Thap7, whose product is annotated as THAP domain containing 7. The coding region runs from base 189 to 1100 and encodes 303 amino acids. Gene Ontology annotation, biological process: regulation of DNA-templated transcription. The transcript has 5 exons. The record is from RefSeq and is a predicted model, not a curated record. NCBI's taxonomy places the organism in Eukaryota, Metazoa, Chordata, Mammalia, Rodentia, Cricetidae. Gene Ontology annotation, cellular component: nucleus.